This is a messenger RNA of Alnus glutinosa, 1371 nucleotides long. RefSeq names its product GPN-loop GTPase QQT1. Gene Ontology annotation, molecular function: GTPase activity. The transcript is spliced from 11 exons. The coding region runs from base 221 to 1123 and encodes 300 amino acids. The record is from RefSeq and is a predicted model, not a curated record. Lineage: Eukaryota; Viridiplantae; Streptophyta; Magnoliopsida; Fagales; Betulaceae. Gene Ontology annotation, cellular component: cytoplasm.
UCGGGGUUGGACGGUUGAACCCUUGGAGUGCCCCCUCAGCAAUUUUUUUUAACCAAACGACAUCGUUACUGCUACUUGUUCUUUCUUGCCCUUUCGUUUAUCAGGUUGCUCGCACGAACCCUUAAAAUCUAAACGAAGCUAUUUCUGAUCACUUCAAUUUCAAUUACCUCGUCUCGUAUCUCUUAACAUUCUCACUGAAUCGAUUUUGAAAGAAGAAAAGAUGGUGUACGGGCAGGUGGUGAUUGGUCCGCCGGGUUCCGGCAAGACCACUUACUGCAACGGCAUGUCUCAGUUCCUCAGACUCAUUGGAAGGAAGGUUGCGGUUAUCAAUUUGGAUCCUGCUAAUGACGCAUUGCCCUACGAAUGCGCUGUGAACAUUGAGGAUCUUAUAAAACUAAGUGAUGUAAUGGCGGAGCAUUCUCUGGGUCCAAAUGGAGGCCUUGUGUAUUGUAUGGAUUAUCUGGAGAAAAAUAUUGAUUGGUUGCAAUCAAAAUUGGAACCUCUUGUGAAAGAUCACUAUCUUCUCUUUGAUUUUCCCGGCCAGGUGGAACUAUUUUUCCUUCACGCCAAUGCCAAGACAGUUAUCAUGACACUCAUAAAGAAUUUGAACCUGAGGUUGACUGCAAUGCAUUUAGUUGAUGCCCAUCUUUGCAGUGACCCUGGGAAGUAUGUUAGUGCAUUGCUUCUCUCUUUGUCAACCAUGCUACAUCUAGAGCUCCCACACAUUAAUGUCUUAUCCAAGAUUGAUUUAAUUGAGAGCUACGGAAAACUAGAUUUCAAUCUCGACUUUUAUACCGAUGUGCAAGAUUUAUCUUAUUUACAGUACCAUAUUGGUCAGGAUCCUCGCUCUGCCAAGUACAGAAAACUAACUAAGGAGCUAUGUGAUGUUAUAGAGGACUUCAGUCUUGUUAAUUUUACAACCUUAGAUAUUCAGGACAAAGAGAGUGUUGGGAAUCUAGUGAAGCUGGUAGACAAGAGCAACGGGUACAUUUUUGCUGGCAUAGAAGCAAGUGCAGUUGAAUUCAGCAAGAUUGCAGUUAGUCCUCUUGACUGGGAUUAUUACAGAGUUGCUGCAGUGCAAGAGAAGUACAUGAAAGAGGACGAAAAUUCUGAUUUACAAUGAUUGAUGGAAAAGCUCUGUUUUGAAGCUUUCUCGACUGUUUUUCACUGCAGGUGUUACAAAGGGUUCUUAGCGACCGAUUUUGUAAUGUUGGGCAAGUAACUUAUGGGUGGAAGAUUCAGAAAAGACAGAUCAAAUUUGCAGAAACCAGCUUCUUCUUCCUCCCUCAUCAUGCCCCUUUCUUAAAAGUAGGGGCUAAACCAACUCUUAUGUGACUUUAUUUUUGUAACAUAAUUUAAAAGGGUUGUGCA